Messenger RNA from Cornus florida, 2128 nucleotides. RefSeq names its product dol-P-Man:Man(6)GlcNAc(2)-PP-Dol alpha-1,2-mannosyltransferase. Gene Ontology annotation, biological process: protein N-linked glycosylation. The coding region runs from base 155 to 1876 and encodes 573 amino acids. Gene Ontology annotation, cellular component: endoplasmic reticulum membrane. The transcript is spliced from 10 exons. Gene Ontology annotation, molecular function: alpha-1,2-mannosyltransferase activity. NCBI's taxonomy places the organism in Eukaryota, Viridiplantae, Streptophyta, Magnoliopsida, Cornales, Cornaceae. The record is from RefSeq and is a predicted model, not a curated record.
CGGACCGGCACACCAUCGACUCAAAUGACCGGCCUGGCUUUAGAACAAAGCACAGACGACUGCGCAAAAGCUAAAAAGCAAGACAUACAAGGAAGGAGAUACAAUCAUCCAGAGUUCUAGAGUGAGAGUUUUAGAGAGAGAAAGAGAGAGGGAAAUGGCUCUUACGACACGGCAGAGACGCCCACUGACGGCUGAUGUCUCUUCAUCGUCGUCUCCAUCGCCAUCAUACACGAAGCUCGAUAAACCGGAGAGAUCAGACGGCAGAGAAGAGGGUGAUGAUGGCAAGGGAUUGGGAUGGUUGUUACCGUUGCUUGCCCUAGGGAUGCUCAGGCACAUGAGCGCCACAUCGAACAUCAUUCAUGACUGCGAUGAGGUCUUCAAUUACUGGGAGCCUCUUCACUACCUCCUCUACAAAUCAGGUUUUCAAACUUGGGAAUACAGCUCACAAUUUGCACUUCGUUCAUAUCUGUACAUUGUUUUUCAUGAGUUGGUGGGUAAACCAGCUUCCUGGUGGUUUGGUGAGGAAAAAGUGAGAGUAUUUUAUGCUGUGAGAAUCUUUCUUGGUCUUCUUUCCGUCAUCACAGAGGCCGCUUUGGUGGUUGUCCUUUCCAAGAAGUAUGGAAAACGUCUUGCUUCUUAUGCUCUUGCAAUGCUAUGCUUAACCAGUGGUUGUUUUUUUGCUAGCACGAGUUUUUUGCCAAGUUCAUUCUCCAUGUAUGCUAUGUCAUUGUCAUCAGCAUUAUUUCUUCUUGACAAACCUGCCAUGGCUGUUGCUGUGGCAGUUGUUGGGGUUGUUCUUGGCUGGCCGUUUUCAAUUUUGGCUUUUCUGCCAAUUACAAUUUACUCCUUGAGGAGGAGGUUCAAACAAGCAUUUCUUUCAGGGGCAGUCACUUCUCUUGCUCUUCUGGCACUCUCUCUACUUGUUGACUAUUACUACUACCAAAGAUGGACAUCAUCUGUUCUGAAUCUGCUGUAUUAUAAUGUUUUGGGGGGUGGUGAGAGCCAUUUGUAUGGAACUGAAGGGUCAUUAUAUUACCUGAGGAAUGGAUUUAAUAAUUUCAACUUCUGUUUCGUUCUUGCUUUAUUGUUCCUGGGGAUUCUGCCAAUUGCAAGGAAGAAGUAUGCUCCAGAUUUGUUAAUUGUCAUUUCACCGAUUUAUAUUUGGCUAGCAUUUAUGUCCUUGCAGCCGCACAAAGAAGAAAGAUUCCUCUAUCCAAUAUACCCACUUGUUUGUAUAGCUGCCGCAGCUGUCAUUGAGAGCUUUCCUGAUCUUUUCCGGGACAAGUACAGUCCCAAUGAUAAUUCUCCAUUAGUCAUGACAGCUAAAGUUUUCAGACCUUUGGUUCUUGGACUCAUUUUAUGUGCCUCCCAUGCUCGGACAUUUUCCCUGAUUCAUGGUUAUUCUGCUCCGUUGGAGAUAUACAAGCAUUUAGAGUAUCACGAUGAUGCAGGAAUGGGUUCUGUGGUUUGUGUUGGAAGUGAAUGGCAUCGUUUCCCAUCAUCCUUUUUUAUACCUGAUCAUGUGGGUGAAGUUCGGUGGAUAGAUGACGGGUUCAGGGGUCUUCUACCACUCCCAUUUAAUACUACCUUGGGCGGGACUUCCGCAGCACCACCUUAUUUUAACAACAAGAACAAGGCAUCAGAUGAACAAUAUCUCCAGGAUCUGGCAAAUUGUACUUUCCUUGUUGAGUUGCAGCUUCAACGACCUUACCCCACCAGAGGAAGUGACUUAUCAACAUGGGAGGUUGUUGCGGCAUUGCCUUAUCUGGACAGGGAGCUAUCGCCUUCCAUGUACCGUUCAUUCUUCAUUCCAUACCUUUGGCAGCAGAAAAAUGUUUUCGGCAUGUACAAACUGCUUAAGAGAAUACCAAAAUGACACUAGAUGUACAAGUGAAGUCUAUAUUGGUUCUAAUAUGUUUGCAUUCGAGAAGCGCAACCAUUAGUGGAUACACUAUUAUUCAGUGAUCUCAUUUGCUAACUGAAAUUAGGAUCCUUUUUCUAGCGUCUCUUCCCUGAUUUGAUAGUGAAAAUGUAUUUGUGUUACGUUUAUCUGCUUUACUUGUGUUAACAUUAGUGUACUCAAAUUUCAGACUUUUAGUUAUGGAAUGCAAUGUUUGGUUGCAUGAAA